This is a messenger RNA of Cylicostephanus goldi, 224 nucleotides long. The record is from the annotation of a GenBank genome assembly. NCBI's taxonomy places the organism in Eukaryota, Metazoa, Nematoda, Chromadorea, Rhabditida, Strongylidae.
AUGGAUCACCAACCAAACUAUUCUUCUGGUGACAAAUUCGCUAUGCAACUGAAGGACUUCAAUCACAUUGACAGUUCAAAUGGAGACUUAUACGAUGCAUCCGCAGAACUUGACAAUAUCGAAGAAGCUGAACAACUAAGUGUACGACUUCAGUACGGUAUAACUCCUUUUACGAAGAGGUUCAAGUUACUUUUUGAACGUUUAAGUAACCGAUUUGCGUAGUA